Halteromyces radiatus is the source of this 2106-nucleotide messenger RNA. Its product is annotated as rab-GTPase-TBC domain-containing protein. The transcript has 4 exons. The record is from RefSeq and is a predicted model, not a curated record. The coding region runs from base 37 to 2061 and encodes 674 amino acids. Lineage: Eukaryota; Fungi; Mucoromycota; Mucoromycetes; Mucorales; Cunninghamellaceae.
UUUUUUUUUUCUAUUUCUUUCUCUCUUUUUUUUUUUAUGAACCAAGCUAUUGAUACUGAUAAUAUCAGCAUAGAACAAGGAAAUAAGGAACUCCAUUUAUCGCAUCAUCUACAAAAGGUAUCUACGACUUUAAGCCAUGAUGUAAAUCAAUCGCCUAUUACUACUACUGCUACUGUUAAUGAUACCAUUUAUCAACGCGCCCGAAGUCAGACUAUCACCCAAAAAGAUUUAAACGAAUCGACAAUACCAUUAAACGACCAAGACAAUCUUCAUCACGCUAUUCAGAAAAUAGACAUCAUGAACGAAGACGAUCCUUUUGACUCAGAUUUGGAUUCACAAAUCGAUAAUGAACACACCCAUAUACAUAGCAAUAGAUCAACAGUAACCUCUAUCAGCUCUCUACUAUCCAAUGAUACCAACUAUGAUAUGCUUUUAGCUCGAUUGGAUUCACCACUCUCUUCUGCUCUCUCCACUGCACCUACCACCACUUCCAAGGGCCACAAUAUGCAUAUAUUGGCAAAUUAUCCAUCAUCAUCAUCAUCACCUGGUUCUACAUCAUCCACUACUCCUUCCACAGCAUCAUCCUUCUCAACAUCAUCAUUUACAGCAGAUCCAAUGAAACAGGAUAUUGAUUGGGAGUUCUGGUCUCAUGUGAUUUCCAAUGCGGAUCAAAUCAUCAAAUCCAACAAACUAUUUACAUAUCAUAUUCGACAAGGUAUUCCACCCUCUUUACGUGGUACCAUAUGGCCUAUCUUAUCACAAACAAAAAACAACAAAAAUAACAGCAACAAUAUCAAUAAUAUUGGACCAGUGAAGACACCGUUAAAAGAGAAGGAUUAUGUAGAUUUAUUGAAUAAGGACAACAUUUAUGAAAAAGCAAUUACAUGGGAUCUGGAUUCACUCUUUGCCGAUCAAGAUGGUGUGUUUUUAGCGCAUGCCAAUCGCAUAAAGGAUCCACUCUUCCAUUUGUUAAAAGCAUAUGCAAAUUAUGAUGAUCAUGUGGGUUACUCCAAAGGUUUUGCCUUUAUUGCUCUUCCGCUUUUAUUACAUAUGCCCGAAGAAGAAGCUUUUUGUGUCUUUGUUGAAUUGAUGAAUGGAGUCUAUCAAUGGAAAACAUUAUAUAUCCCACCUAUGGAUGGAUUAUCACGACAUCUCUUUCAACUAGAUGGGUUGAUGCUGGAACAUUUACCUCGAUUAUAUCAACAUUUCAAUACAUAUGGUGUGCACCCCAAUGAUUAUGCCAAAACUUGGUUCGCUACUCUUUUUGUCUCGGUGUCUCCAUCUUUGGAGCUUGUUUAUCCUAUUUAUGACAUACUGUUAUCAGAAGGUACGGAUGUUCUUGUUGGAUUUGGUCUAGCUCUAUUGAAAGUGAAUCAAGAUCAAUUACUAGGUUUGGAUGAACAAGAUGAAUUGAUCAAAUAUCUUUCAAAUCAUCAAUUAUGUGAUGCGUACAAGGACGAUACGAAAAAAUGGAUGCAAGAUGCUAUGGCAUUCAAAAUACAAAAGAAACGAUUGGUCAAACUAUCCAAAGAUCACCAACAAGUAUUUAGUUCUUCCAUGUCUCGAAGAAGAUCAGGUUCUCUCUCAACAACAUUUAUCUCUACAAAAUCAACGACAAAAACAACAGUGAAUGAUAUGGAAAUUUUACGACUUGCUCGACAACAAAAUAAGACAUUGAUGGAAAGUGUUAAACAACGACAAGGUCAAUUAGAUAUUUUAUCGAAACAACAAACUCAGGCAGCUAAAGAAUUAAUAGAUGCAAAGAUGGAAUUAGCACGUGCUCGUCAACUGAAUGAUGAUUUACGACAACAAUCAUUUGAUUUGAAAAAGGCGUUGGAUGCAUUACCGGCUGAAAUUGAAGAACAAUUGAAGCAACGCAUACAUACAUUAGCUGGAAAGAAUAUGAAUUUGGUGGAUAAGAAUUCUGAAUUAGAAUAUCAAUUGACUGAUAUGGAAACUAUGUUGAAGGAUAUCAAGGGUAAAUUUGCAAAGAGUGAAAAUGAAAGGGAAGAACUCUUACAACGUUUGAUGGAACAACAAGAAUGGAUCAAUAAUGUCUAGUUAUGCAGUGUUAUUUUAGUGUCCGCUUUUUUUUUUUUUUUUUUU